GUCUCCCCUCUCUCAGGAGUCAGAGAGAGUGAGGGUGCGUAAGAGAGAGUGAGAGACAGAGGGAGAGAGAGAGCGAGAGAGAGAGAAACAGUGAGAGAGAGAGAGCAGUUUAAGCAGCAGCAGCAGCAGCUGGAGGCAGGGAAAGUCAGGGCUCGUAUAUCGCACUGUUUGAGGAUCUUUUCCCCCCUCCCCUCCACUCUCUCUCCCUGGGACACUAAUCCGAAGAAGCGGGCAGUGUGCUGUGUGCAAGACAGAGGAUCGCCAUGGGAACCCCCGUGCCUGGAUGUGCCGCGCUGGUUCUGUUUCUUGUCCUGACCCUGGGGCUGGAGGAGCGGGCGGAGGGAUGCAGCUGUAGCCCAGCACACCCGCAGCAGCAGUUCUGCAACUCCGAGAUAGUCAUUCGUGCUAAGAUCUCAGGGGAGAAGAUUGUGUCUCCAAGCAACAACUCUUCGCCCUACCUGAAGAUGAUCCAGUAUGAGAUUAAAUUAAUCAAGAUGUUCAAAGGUUUUGAGAAGGUUAAGGACAUCCAGUAUGUCUACACAUCUGUCUACUCCUCAUGUGGGGUCCAGCUGGACUCCAGUAACAAGGUUCAGUACCUGCUGUCAGGCAGCAUGUGGAAUGACGGGAAGGUCUCCAUCGGAUUGUGCGACUUCAUUGAACCCUGGGACAACCUCUCUUUGUCCCAGAAGAAAAACCUCAACUACAGAUAUCAGAUGGGCUGCGACUGCAAAAUUACCACAUGCUACACGGUUCCUUGCACCACCACCACGGAGAACGAGUGCCUGUGGACGGACUGGCUGCUGGACAACAGCCUGAGUGGGGACCAGGCCCGGAAGUUUGCCUGCAUCAAGCGCAGCGAUGGCUCCUGCAGUUGGUACCGGGGGGGCGCCCCCCCAGAGAAAGACUUCAUGGACAUGUCUGACCCCUGAGCAGGGGGUCCUGGGGCUGUGGGGCUCCACAGAGACACUGUAGAUUCUUUCAUGUUCCCUCCUUCCUUCUUGCUCUACUCCCCGGAACUAUCGCUGCUCAAUGCACCCUUUUCAUUGUGUUCUGGGGCCCCCUGGGGCCCCUUCUCUUCACUGGUACAAAUCCAUGAGGAAGCCAACCAGAAGUUGGACUUUCUCAUGUACAGUUUUCAUGAAGGGAAACAUGAAGGGAAGAGGGACUUGGUUCCAUCAUGUCUGGGUACUUUACCACUCUUAGUGACAAAGCUGAAUGCCUAGAUCACCUUAGCGCUUUUGCACCCUUGCUUCAGUUUGAUAUUGUGCUCUGUAAAGCUGGGACUCUCGCGGGAUAUGUGACCAGUUCUUUUUUCUUUUGAAAUAGAAGAACCCAGGUCAAGUGUUCUUAUUAACUGCUUUGGCCUACACGUAUACACUAUGAACAGCACAAUAGCCCCAAAUUCUUAAUGAAAAGCUUCCAUUUCAAAUGCCACAAACCAAUAUUCAAAUAGAGUUCCAUAUAUAUGAAAAUGAGUUCAAUUUCACUCUGAUCACUGAGACCAUAUCAAGAAUGUACAGUACACUUGUAUUCAUUCACAUCAUAAGACAAUGAUUUCACGAUGGCAUAAACAUAAUGACACUAAUUCUUAGUCAUGGGUUUUAAUCUUGACAACUGACCAAAUACAUCUGAUUAAUAAGCUUCAUAUCAUCUCUUUGAGAAAAAUGGCUUUGGGAAGCACCCUUAUUAUGAUUCCCUGAAUGACCAAUAUGACAUAUCUGUUUACACAUCUAUAUAUGAUUUGAGUGAAUAUAUCUAUGUAGGAUAUGAGCUGGCCCUUUAACACACAUUUAUAUGUGCUUUAUGAGAAUGUAUAUAUUUGUAUGGCAAUUAACAAUUUAAAUGUUAACAGAUAAAAUAUUACACAGUAGUCUUGUGUUUUGUAUAGUUUACAGUAUACCCAGUACAUAAUUGAUGUUUCCUUGGUAUUUGUACUUUGUGUGGCAUUGCCAUGUGUUCUUGUAUUAUUGUACUCUGUAAAAUUUCUUUUCUUGUGCCAAAAAGCUAAUACAUUGCUUUCACAUAAGCGUCAGCAGUAAUCAUGUGUGUGAAGUGUCAGUAGCAAAUUAUUUUAUAUACAAAGGGACAUUUGUAUGGGUAUUUAUGAGUCUUUUGCUGUUAAUACAUAGUUUGAAUUUUCUAUUUUAUUGUACCAAAUAUAUUGUUUAUAAAAGUCUUUCAAUAGAGAACCUCAAUAUACUUAA
Anguilla rostrata (American eel) is the source of this 2204-nucleotide messenger RNA. Its product is annotated as metalloproteinase inhibitor 2-like. The record is from RefSeq and is a predicted model, not a curated record. Gene Ontology annotation, cellular component: extracellular matrix. Gene Ontology annotation, biological process: negative regulation of endopeptidase activity; negative regulation of membrane protein ectodomain proteolysis; response to hormone. The transcript is spliced from 5 exons. The coding region runs from base 264 to 929 and encodes 221 amino acids. Gene Ontology annotation, molecular function: protease binding; metalloendopeptidase inhibitor activity. Lineage: Eukaryota; Metazoa; Chordata; Actinopteri; Anguilliformes; Anguillidae.